This is a messenger RNA of Lathyrus oleraceus (garden pea), 1284 nucleotides long. RefSeq lists its product as uncharacterized. Lineage: Eukaryota; Viridiplantae; Streptophyta; Magnoliopsida; Fabales; Fabaceae. The transcript has 5 exons. The record is from RefSeq and is a predicted model, not a curated record. Bases 279 to 1139 code for a protein of 286 amino acids.
GAAGUAAUCUUUUCUCUCCUUCAUUCUCCUUUUUCUUCCCACUCACUCUCCAUAAUCAAACAAAAGAAAAUGAAACCACACGACGUCGUGUUCCAUUUCUCAUAUCAAACUUAAAUUCAAAUUGCUCUACCCGCGUUCACCAUUCGCAGUUCGCACUUCAGAUUCAUAUUCUCUCAACAAAAGGAAAAAAAAAGAAGAAGAUUCAUCUUCUUCCCAACGCAAGCCCCAACUCAAAAUCCUAAAAAUUUCCCAAUUUCAAACCCUAAAAAUCUCCUCAAAUGUCAUCUCCGAUAACAUAUCCAGUAAUCGCCGACGACAAGGAUCUCGACGAUGCCGCAUUAUGGGCGAUGAUCGACUCCGCCUCAGCUUCACAUUCUUCAUCCAAGCACAAACCGCUCGCAAUCAAGCACCACCACAACCGCCAAUCAUCUUCUCCAAUCACGAACCCCUCACCACCGCCUCCACCGUCAAAGUUCCCGAAGUACUCGCGUGAUUCCACCGAUAGUGGCGAAGUUGUUCAAGAACCUUGGCGUUAUGGACCUCCAAGGAAGGUCGCGAGAAUCUGCGAUUCGAGUUCCUGUGAAACGAGUCCUCUAGCUAUAGUUCAAACUGCGCAGAAGACGCCCACGGCAAUGGUUUAUUCGUCACCCGAGAUCGGAAAGGUUAAUGAGGCAUCGCCGCGGUGCUUUGGGAGGAAUCAUGAAGAGAAAGACAACGGUAUGAGGCAUAGCUUGUCUGGAAUGUUUCCUACGGUUUCUUUGUUUAAGGAGUAUCAAAAUGCAGCUAUGGCGAUUUUGGAGAAAAGUGAUUACACUUUGAUUUCGGGGAAUCCUUACAUUAAAAAGACAGGUUGGAGAAAGAUUUCUUGUUACUUCAACAUUUCUUAUGAAAUUAGAGACAAGAAUAUUGAGUUCGAUGGGGAUCGCAAUGUUCAGCGAGCUGAGUUUGUCAUUCGUGCACACAUGCAGGGUGGCAGAUUCUCAGAUGGAUGGGGCUCUUGUGAUCGUCGUGAAAAGAGAUUUCAGAAACCAAAUCAUGAUGUACCAAGCACAGCAGAAACUAGAGCCAAAAAUAAAGCUUGUCAAGACCUACUAGGAAUUGGGGAAUAUCGACCGGGUGCAACUAGUCAGCUUCGGUGAUAUGAUUAUUAAAGAUUUUUGUAACAAUUUAACAUGCCCUAGUAUUUGUUGAGUGUAAAGUUAACAAAAAAAUAAGUUGUAUAAAAAAUGAAUUUUUCUUGUUAACAAAAAAUAAGUUGUAUAAAAAAUGAUUUUUUCUUGUUUC